GCAGGUAUCAAUGUACCAAAGCGCCUGCUUGUCCUCCAUCAAUCGUCUAUUGUUCUUCGCGAUUGUGUCGCGGACGACCUUGUCAUGUGAAGCUAAUGACUAGAUUGUCAGCACCCGAUGUUGACCCCGGUUGUAGGUCCUCUUCAAUGAACACGGUGACUCUUUGAGCCACUUUCCCAGUUCAUCCGCCUCACCUCUUUACUGUAAAAGAUGCUCGGACGACGACGCUAUCAGAUCUUCAUCUGCAUAGCUGUGCUCAUCAUUUUGGCCAUCACCCAAUUACGAGAACCCAUCGUGACGACAUAUUCGACAGCUCGAACGAAGUACGGCGCACUUUUCCCAAGCGCAACCAAGAACAAGGAUGGCCGAUUCCGCUGGAGUUCUGUACCAGUGAACUAUCCCGUGAAGGCUUUGAAAAGUCUCCCGACAGGCGCUCCGCUCGCUCUUCCGAAAGUGCAAUAUCAGUUCCCCAAGGAAUUAGCCGAGGAUGCGAAGAAGCGCAAGUCUCGCCAGGGCGCAGUCAAAGCAGCAUUUCAACGCUGCUGGAAGACUUACUCGGAGUAUGCAUGGACGCACGACGAAGUCACGCCUGUUCAUGCGCAGACUCGUGAUGGCUUUGGUGGAUGGUCGGCCAGCUUGGUCGACAGCCUCGAUACGCUAUGGAUCAUGGGUUUGAAGGCCGAGUUUGCGAAAGCCGUUGAUGCCGCGAUGGACAUCAACCUAGGUUCGUCCACUCUCGACAGCAUCAAUGUUUUUGAGACGACCAUUCGCCAUCUUGGAGGGUUCUUGUCGGCAUACGAUUUGAGCGGUGACGCAAGACUGCUCGAGAAGGCGACCGAAUUUGGUGAGAUGCUCCUCAAAGCAUUCGAUACCCCGAAUCGCAUGCCGAUCACGCGUUGGGACCCGAGAAAGGCUUUGACCGGAAGCCAAGUCGCCGAUUCGACGGUUCUGUUGGCAGAGAUUGGUUCCUUGACCAUGGAAUUUACUCAUCUAUCGCAAGUCACCGGAGAUAUGCGAUGGUACGAUGCAGUGGAUCGAAUUACUCGAUUGUUCGCGAGCCAGCAGCAGAAGACCGCUCUGCCGGGAAUGUGGCCAGUCACCGUUGAUGCGAAGCGCACAGAUUUCACCCAGGACACAUUCUACACCCUGAACGCCAUGGCCGAUUCUUUGUACGAAUAUCUGCCCAAGAUGUAUGCCUUGCUCGGUGGUCUCGAGCCCAUCUACUCCGAAAUGUAUGAAGCAAGUAUGGCAACGGCAAUCAAGUACAAUCUCUUCAAGCCGAUGACUCCAGAUGAAGCCGACAUUUUGAUUUCUGGCAACGUUCGCACCAUGGGCAGUAACUCUCCAGUAUUGGACGCGCAAGGGCAACAUUUGGGAUGCUUUACAGGAGGCAUGUUCAGUUUGGGCGGAAAAUUAUUCGAGAUGCCGGAUCACGUCGAGAUAGGCAAGAAGCUCACUCACGGCUGUAUCUGGACGUAUAAGGCAUUGCCGAGGGGUAUCAUGCCAGAGGUUUUUGAAAUGGUCCCAUGUGCCUCCGCUUCAGCAUCUUGUCCUUGGGACGAAAGUCUAUGGCUUCAGAAGGUCGUCGAGAAGGCGCAAGAAGCGGACGGCGAGUCGGCGCAGGCGAAAGGAGAUGAUGCGCAACACAUAACCAAGCGAGAUCGCCUUCCUCCAGGAUUUACUCAGAUCGGGGAUCGGAGAUACAUUCUUCGACCGGAGGCGAUCGAAAGCGUGUUUCUCCUGUACCGCAUGACGGGCGAACGGUCUCUAUUGGACGCGGCAUGGACCAUGUAUGAGUCUAUCGUCGCCGCCACGCAGACAUCAUACGCCUAUGCUGCACUUGCCGACGUGACCUGGAGCAGGGAUGAACUGUUGUCGAUGCAAGCCUCGGUCCAAGUGGACAGUAUGGAAAGUUUCUGGAUGGCUGAGACAUUGAAAUAUUUCUACUUGAUCUUCAGUGAACCAAGUCUGAUCAGCCUAGACGAAUGGGUGUUCAAUACGGAGGCGCAUCCGUUCAAGCGACCGCUUCCUCAAUGAGGCGUUGUGGUGUAUGAAACGCAUCAAUACGUGAGAUUUGUAUUGCUUCAAUUCCAACAUUCAUCACAUCUCACCGCGUUCUUGGUCUGCUCUGACUUGGCAUGUUUGAAGCGAUGCGAAUGCCCACGAUGGUCACGGUCCAGUGAAUGCCAGUCCUGUGCCGGACGCAUGCAGAUGCUAGUACUUAUUAGCUAGCGUGCAGAAACACACGCCGAGCGAUUUUGACGAUCCGCUAUUGCCUAGUACACAUGAUGAUGUGACAGGGCGGCAGGACAGUAGUACCGCAGGUAUAACAACACGUAGUGGAUUCCCAC
This is a messenger RNA of Dissoconium aciculare CBS 342.82, 2351 nucleotides long. Its product is annotated as glycoside hydrolase family 47 protein. Gene Ontology annotation, biological process: carbohydrate metabolic process; N-glycan processing. Bases 211 to 2037 code for a protein of 608 amino acids. Gene Ontology annotation, cellular component: Golgi membrane; endoplasmic reticulum. NCBI's taxonomy places the organism in Eukaryota, Fungi, Ascomycota, Dothideomycetes, Mycosphaerellales, Dissoconiaceae. The record is from RefSeq and is a predicted model, not a curated record. Gene Ontology annotation, molecular function: mannosyl-oligosaccharide 1,2-alpha-mannosidase activity; calcium ion binding. The transcript has 2 exons.